AUUUUCGCUACUUGAAUCUGGGCGAGCGAUUGCUGGAAUGGGAAUCCAUAACUCACAAUCGAUGCUUCGACGGUUUAUCAUCUGCAACAAAGAGAAGCUCUAGAUUAGCAUAAGGCCAUUGUAAUGUCACAACCGUCAUACCAGCCACCCGCGGGUCCGCCCCCUCAACAGGGGUACCCACCCCAACAGGGUUACCCACCACCUGGACCACCACCCCAACAGAUGGGAUACGGACCACCCCCUGCCCAAACAGUUGUUGUGGCCCAGCCUGUGGUCGCAUGUGGUGUUCAGGUGAUGCGUGAGUGUCCAGUCAGGGUCACGUGUGCUUCCUGUCGUGCUGACGUUGUGACAGGUACAACGUUUGAGGUCGGAAUGAUGACGUGGCUCAUCGCUGGAAUCCUCUGCGUACUUGGAUGCUGGCCUUGCUGUCUGAUUCCUUUCUGCGUUGACGGGUGUAAAGAUGUCAUUCAUACUUGUCCUAACUGCAAGGCCCAAGUGGGCGUCUACCGACGCAUGUAAUCCUGGCGCAUCCAAAGCUUUGAAAAGAUCCUGACGCUAGUAAACCUGACGCAUUUAUUUCUGUAAAUCUUGUUGUCAAAUCUAGUUCAUGUACUUAUAAUAAUAUUAUUAUUACAGGUAUACAGGUUAUAUAAUUGCUUCUGAUUUAUAAUUGUAUGUCAUACUACCAGUAAGGUGCUUUGUUAUCUAUCAACUAUAGAUUUUUAAUGACAGUUGUUACGAUUAUAUACAUGUAUUUUAUGCUUUUAUUUUUAAAUGAUUAAUGUAUUCUUUGACGUUUAAAUGUCAUAUCAAUUUAAACAAAAUACAGAAUAGAUGUUAAUAAUUUGUGCGCUUAUUUGUUACUGCUGAUCUGAAAUAUAAUUUUGAAAUUUUAAUUCAUCAAAUGAAAAAUAUAUAUAUGCUCAUUAUUUUCUUAUUAGGGUAAACAUGACCGAUUUAAUUUGUUAUUUAAAUGACAUGUAUGUCCCUUGUAAAUCUUUAGGCAGCAAGAAAAACAUUGUUCUCAAAUGUGUAUUCACUUGGACUUUUUUUCAAAAUAAUACUGUACUGUCAUUUAUUGUGUUGACCCUUCUUUUCGUUUUAAUGCCCAAAAUAUCAUUUAAAAAUCUCAGCUUCUCAACAAAAUGCUUUAAAGAUAUGUCAUUUAUUUUUAUUCAUGCGAGUUCUAGCCGGCUUGAAAAUAAAUAAAUUGUAUUUUAAUUAGAGACAAAAAUAUUUGAUACUUCAUAGCCUUAAAGGAAGCAUUGUUACAUGUAAUUCCUUUAGUAACAUGGAUAUUGUUAUCAUUUUCCUCAUUUCACUUUUAAAGACAGAAAUAUCCAGAUAUGUUUUAUCCGUCAAAAGUUUUAAAUUACUUAUUGUCCAAAUAAUGACAAAUAUUUUUACUUGUACAUCUACUUGUCUCCAUAUGAAAUAUUUUAUGUGUUGUGUAAUAUAAUUAUAUAUAAUAAUAAUUGUAAUAUAAAUAUAAAGUUUGAAAACUUAA
Molecule: messenger RNA, 1507 nt
Organism: Saccostrea echinata
Lineage: Eukaryota; Metazoa; Mollusca; Bivalvia; Ostreida; Ostreidae
Product: lipopolysaccharide-induced tumor necrosis factor-alpha factor homolog
Exons: 4
Coding region: 124-519 (131 amino acids)
Molecular function (GO): zinc ion binding
Source: RefSeq, a predicted model, not a curated record